CUAGCUACCUCCGCCGCCGUCACUACCACAACACUGCUCUUGCUCCGCUCAUCCCCAACCGGCGACCAUGGCGAAGGCCGCAAGAGCAGCAGCGGCGCCUCUCCACAGCGGCCUCCCGGACGAGAUCGCCAUCUGGGAGAUCCUCGUCCGCCUGCCCCCCAAAUCGCUCCUCCGCUGCCGCGCCGUCUGCCGCGCCUGGCGCAGCGCCACCUCCGCCCGCGACUUCCUCCUCGCCCACCACGCCCGCCAGCCCGCCCUCCCCAUCGCCUGCGGCGACGAAAACGGCGGCAGCCGCUACUACCUGGCCGCCCAGCUCCAGCCCGUCGCCCGGCUUGACAGGGCCUUCUGUCUGUGUGCCUCCUGCGACGGCCUCCUCCUCCUUUCCGAGUACAGCACGGCGACUGGCGACCGCUUCUCCAUCUGCAACCCCGCCACUCGUCAGUAUGCUCCCCUGCCGAUGCGUUCUGACUUCAUUCCGUUGGGAAUGUACCGGCACCGCCCUUCAGGCGAGUACCGGAUACUGAUGCACAGGGAAGCUGGUUUUCUGGCAAUCGACGGGCAAGAUGCCUGCUACAUCUUCGCAUUGGGCUCUGUCCAGCCGCCGAGGAACAUCGGGUGGCCGCAAGUGAGGUUCAGUGGGGUACCUGUCCUGCUCCACGGUAGCCUGCAUUGGCACCUAGACAAACAUCGGUACCUGGAGGAGCAUUGGCACCUAGACAAAUAUCGGUACCUGGAGGAGCAUUGGCACCUAGAUGAUCAUAUGAGCAGAAGCAACAUUAUAGUUGUAUUCGACACCAGAACAGAGACGUUUCGGAAGAUUUGUGCUCCAGUUGUUCCUGACAACAAUAAACUGUUUGAGAUGGAUGGCAUGCUCGGCAUGUCUGGCUUUAAUGAUCCAGGGCCAAUCAUUGAUAUCUGGAUGAUGCAGGACUACGAAAAUGAGGUUUGGGCCUUGAAAUACCGGGUUGAAUUGAAGAAUGCAGAUCAUCUCCUUGUGCAGUUUGGUCGUUUUGUCGAACAUUGGAAUGUGGCGGUCGCUUCUUGCGAUGGUGAUGUGCUUGUGCUGGUCAAGUUUGGCGAGUGCCUACUUCAGUUUGAUAUCAAUGGCAAGUUGGUCUGUUUCAAUCGCAAAGGACUCUGUCUUGCUCAACAUCGGCUCAAGCAAACUCUUGUUCCACAUACCUUCUUUCCGACACUAGAUGGCUAUUCCAUGAACGCUUGGCCUUUCAUCUGAAUGGUGUUGAGUGAGUUGGUGCUUCUUAGCAGCCAACCUACCUGUAUCCUUCUGAGGUGAAAUAUGUAUGAAUUGGAUCCACUAUGAGCCCCCUAGCUUAUUUUUUGAUGUAUGCAAAGUUAUGAUCAAGAACCUCUUACUGUUA
Triticum aestivum (bread wheat) is the source of this 1379-nucleotide messenger RNA. RefSeq names its product F-box protein At5g49610. Lineage: Eukaryota; Viridiplantae; Streptophyta; Magnoliopsida; Poales; Poaceae. The transcript has a single exon. The coding region runs from base 68 to 1234 and encodes 388 amino acids. The record is from RefSeq and is a predicted model, not a curated record. Gene Ontology annotation, molecular function: protein binding.